Striga hermonthica is the source of this 1635-nucleotide messenger RNA. Lineage: Eukaryota; Viridiplantae; Streptophyta; Magnoliopsida; Lamiales; Orobanchaceae. The record is from the annotation of a GenBank genome assembly.
AUGGGAGUCCGCUCUUUUGCAUCAGGGGCCGGUGCUAAGAGCACACAGGAGGACGAUGAUGACUUGGAUGAUGGUUUUUCCGAACUCGAAACCCCAGUUGAUUCUGCAGAUGGUGAUGAUGAUCUUGCAAAGUCAGAUCUAUCUGAAGAGGAGGAUUUGCAGACUGAGUUGGAAGCAUUAGGGGAUGUUGCAGAAAAGAUCUCGUCUAAGAAACGAGGUUUAUCAGCAAUGACUAAAACUAUUCUAGACUCACCCAGUAGUAUGUCUUUGAGCAAAGUUCUGGAUGAAUGGGUUGGGGAAGGAAAUGAGGUGAACCAAACCGAAGCUGCAUUGACCAUGCUUCAUCUUCGGAAAAGAAGAUUGUUCGGCAAGGCCUUGGAGUUUUCUGAAUGGCUUGAAUCGAGAAAACAUUUCGAGUUCUCUGACAAAAACUACGCCUCCCGAGUCGACCUGAUUGCCAAAUCACGCGGCAUCUACAAAGCUGAAAACUACAUCAGCAAGAUCCCACAACCCAACAGGGGCGAGCUCGUUUACCGUACCCUUCUUGCUAACUGCGUCUCGGCCAAUCACGUCAAGAAAGCCGAGGAAACUUUUAACAAGAUGAAAACCCUUGGCCUGCCCAUCACUUGCUUCUCCUGCAACCAGCUCCUUCUCCUCUACAAACGCACGGACAAGAAAAAAAUAGCCGAUAUCCUUCUCCUAAUGGAAAAAGAAAACAUAAAACCCUCUGCUUUCACUUACCAAAUCCUUAUCGACGUAAAGGGCCAGUCGAACGAUAUACCAGCCAUGGAGCAAGUUGUGGCCCAAAUGAAAGCUGACGGGGUCGAACUCAACACACAGAUCCAAGCAUCCAUGGCCCGACACUACGCGGAACAUGGGAUUAAAGACAAAGCAGAGGCCAUCUUAAAGGAAAUUGAAGGCGAAAGCUUAGAGAAAAACCGCUGGGCUUGCCAUUGGCUGAUGCCAAUCUACGCCUCUCUUGGGCAAGAGGAUCAAGUCGAGCGAAUAUGGAAAGUCUGUGAAGAAAACCCUCGGGUCCUCGAGUGCUUGACGGCAAUCAAAGCAUGGGGCCAGCUGAAGAAAAUCGAGAAAGCCGAGGAGGCUUUUGAACAGCUGUCGAAAAAGGUGAAGAAGCCAAACUCGAAGCACUUCACGGCCUUGCUUCGGGUGUACGCGGACCAUGGAUUGCUGGCUAAAGGGAAAGAGCUCGUGAGGCGAAUGGGGGAAAGUGGAUGCCAGCUGGGCCCGCUGACAUGGGAUGCAAUUGUGAAGCUUUAUCUCGGGGCUGGUGAGGUGGAAAAGGCUGAUUCGGUUUUGGGGAAGGCUGUGGGGGGGCAGAAGAAAGGGGGAAAACCGUUGUUUUCGACUUAUCUGGCGAUAAUGGAGGGUUAUGCGGGGCGUGGAGAUGUGCACAAUGCGGAGAAGAUUUUAACUAUGAUGAGGCGUGUUGGGUACUUGUCGAGGCUAAAGCAGUACAAGACAUUGGUGGAGGCGUACGUGAAGGCUGGGAAGCCGGCGUAUGGAAUGAGUGAUAGGUUGAAGGCGGAUGGGGUUUUCCCGAACAGGGUUUUGGGGGCGUUGCUGGCUAAGGUGGACCCGUUUAGGAAGACGCCCGUGUCAGAUUUGCUCGAGUGA